Colletotrichum graminicola M1.001 is the source of this 318-nucleotide messenger RNA. RefSeq lists its product as uncharacterized. The transcript is spliced from 3 exons. The coding region runs from base 1 to 318 and encodes 105 amino acids. The record is from RefSeq and is a predicted model, not a curated record. NCBI's taxonomy places the organism in Eukaryota, Fungi, Ascomycota, Sordariomycetes, Glomerellales, Glomerellaceae.
AUGGGCCUCGAGUCUGAUGUUGCCCCCGGAGGACUAGUCAUCACCAUGUCGAAACCCCUCCCUCCCCGCCCCAGCGACGAGCGCUCGCUGCUGCUCCCCCUCGACGACCCAGGCCCGGACCCCUCCGACCUCGUUCUCUUCCGCCGCGCCGUCGGGAUCAACGUCCGCUACGACGACGGCGGCGACGCCGACGACGCCGCCCUGGAAUCCUCCCGCGCCGCGCCUCUCGGAAUCUACGCCGCCGCCAUACGCCGCCCACCGCCGCCACCGGGCCCUCCGCAUCGGCACCGCGAUGACAUAUCCGCGCUGAGAAUAUAA